CGUCAGGUCACGCAGCAAAAAUGAGUCUCAAAAACGGGACGAAAAUGUCUCAACGUGAAAAAUUCGAGUUAAUCAACUCAGAAGUGCGUUCUUUUUACGAAUAUUGUAAAGAAGCUGGUAUGACGGAUGAAGAGAUGGAUAUAAUUUGUCGACCGCUGACGAAUGCUGUGAGAAAGGCUUCCAUCAAGAGGUGGACGAGGGUAGUGCUGUUCGUAAUCAUGGUUGCAGCCGUGGGGUACACCGUUGUUCAGACGGAUACAUUUCAAUGGCAUGCAUCAGCAGUUGCGAGGGUGAUGUUGAUAAAAAUGCUUCCUAUUUGGGAUUGGACUCCGUUAUACUAUAACAAAUGUUUGAUUCAGAGGUCGGAGCCACAAAAUUUAGAUAAUAAUGUGAUAUCUACGACGGAUUGUAUUGCUUGCGAAGCUAUAAAUACCGUCGCGCGCGUAUCAGACGUGAGUUACAACGAAGUCUUCAACCAUCACCUCUUACGCGGAGCACCGGUCAUCGUCAUAGACGCAUACUCCGACUGGUCGAUAUCCAGAAGCGAUCUCAACCUGACGAACCUCAUCAGCCAGGACGACAGGCUCCGUGGUUCAGUGCCCUGCAGGAUUCUAACCAACAUCCGGCUGGGUCGCCAACCCAUGGACCUAGAGGAAAUAGUCUCCAGAAUCACAAAUACAGAUAUUCCCAGUUGGUUCGUACACUUCCAAAACUGCGAUAUCAGAGCUGUAAAGUCCUUCAGGGUCCUGGCGCCGAGACCGUACUUCCUAUCCCCACAUAUACCACCAUCGCAUUUCAAUUGGUUACUGAUGUCCAAAAAUUAUGACACUCAUAGAUAUAAAUAUUUAGAGCUGGAUGUAGGGUUGAUAAUCAUGUCGCAGUUGAAAGGGAAGACGUACAUAAGAUUAAAGCCACGAUCACCAUGCGAGGACGAAUGUUACACGCUUAACUUGGAGCUGAUCGAAGGCGAGACUUUGGUUUUGGGGAAUUCGAUGUGGGAAUUGGAGUAUUUGCCCAGCAAAGGGGAGAAUGUGGCCAUGAUAACCGAGACGGAUUGGGUGGAGCCAUAACGUGGUCCUGUAUUUAAACUUAAUGUAGUCGGUGUAUUCAUUUUCGUGGUCGUAUUCGUGUUAUUCACAGCCUUGGAUCUUCAUUUUUUUCGAGGUGGGGCCAACU
Molecule: messenger RNA, 1176 nt
Organism: Achroia grisella
Lineage: Eukaryota; Metazoa; Arthropoda; Insecta; Lepidoptera; Pyralidae
Exons: 2
Coding region: 21-1070 (349 amino acids)
Source: RefSeq, a predicted model, not a curated record